This is a messenger RNA of Asterias rubens (European starfish), 1810 nucleotides long. RefSeq names its product transmembrane protein 65-like. The coding region runs from base 1 to 789 and encodes 262 amino acids. Gene Ontology annotation, cellular component: mitochondrion. The transcript has 7 exons. The record is from RefSeq and is a predicted model, not a curated record. NCBI's taxonomy places the organism in Eukaryota, Metazoa, Echinodermata, Asteroidea, Forcipulatida, Asteriidae.
AUGGCAGCGUCCACGAGAAGAUGCUGUGGUCGUCAAUUCCCUAAAAUUUUGAAGAGAUUUCCAGAGACUUUUACAGAUAAUAAUCGAAAAUGUGUUCGUUUUCUAAGGAGAUUUCACAGUGUAAGCAAACCGUCCAUUGUUGAAGCCAGUAACGCAAGUGGUUGGUAUUUAAACUAUAUUUCUAGGCGAUUCCAGUACACAUAUCAUCAACACCGUUUUUUCCGUGGGAGGCAUGCAUUGGACACGCAGGAUAAGUGCAAAGACUUCGUCGUGUCUUUAUUUCCCAACGAGAGGACCCUUGUUCUAGCCGAGCUUCAAAAACUGCAGGAAUUACAUCAAAAAAAGGAUAAAGAAGAAGUAGUUCCCCCAACAAAAGCCCAAUUGAGACUUGUGGCACUCAGUAAUGGCAUUCCAUUUAUUGGUUUUGGCUUCUUGGACAACGCAAUCAUGAUCGUUGCGGGUGAUUACAUAGAUCUAACAAUAGGAGUAACGCUUGGCAUAUCAACAAUGGCAGCUGCUGCUCUUGGCAAUCUGAUAUCUGAUCUGGCUGGUGUUGGGUUGGCUGGUUAUGUUGAGUCAAUAGCACAUAGGAUUGGUGUCCAACCUAAAGAACUAACCCCAGAACAAGCUGUGAUGAGGAAAACAAGGUGGAGUGCAGGAUUGGGUCGGGCUGUUGGCUUGGCAGUUGGUUGCCUUCUCGGAAUGUUCCCACUUCUCUUCCUAGAGACCAGAAUAGAGGCUGAAGAUUCAUCAAAAGAGGGCGACAUUUCUGAUGACGGAGACAAAUGACAGAAUUUACAGCUUGGAUGCAAAUCUAAGUAACACUUUGCAAUAAUUAUAUAUGCACAAACUCAUCUACAUUAGAUUGUUUGCAUAUUACUCAAGGUAAACAUGCUAAGAUUUGAGAUACAAUUUCUAGAGUGUUAUGUGAGGUUUUUUAAUCAUGCAAUAAAUUAAUGAUGUACAUGUAUGCAUGUUUUACUUACAGUGUCAAUUGUGUUUUUGCACUAAUCAUUGUUGAGUGAAAAACCUAGUCUUUGCUGAAGACGUAUUGCACCAUUUUGAUUAGGUCAUCUCUGCCCAUUCAAGUUUUGAGUUUACUCAAUUAAAUUGUGAAGAUGAUUUUGUAGGAAAUAGUUAAAUAAAUUGAAGAACAAGAAAUUGUUUUCUUAUCUGAGCCAGACCUAUUGGAAUGCUGCUUUUCAAUCCUCUAUUUCCUAUUCUAUGUAACCCCUCUUUCUUGCCCAGCCUAUUCUUUAUCCCUUUCCCCAUCAAUCCUGUCUAUGCUCUACGCUGCAGUUGUCUUCCAAAGGCCAUCUAUCUCACUGUCGUCAGUAUGAUAAUAAUAAUAAUAAUAAUAAUAGUAAUAUUUAUAAUAACCAUGAUAGUGGCUUCUUAUCUAUCUUGCUUAUCCGUCACUCAGUUAUGCUCAAGGCAAUUUAAUUUACAGUAUUUUCCUGCAAGGUAUAUACAUGUAUGGGACUACAUUUGAAUUAUGAGACCAGGGGUGGAUUUCACAAAGAGUUAAGACUAGUCUUAUUUCUAGUUACAUGUACAUGUAGGAUGCGUUACUCAUCCUAGGACUAGCCGUACGUUUUUCAUAUCUCUGUGAAAUCGACCCCAGCUCCUUUAUAGCACCAUGUAAUGGCUUAGAAGGUGCUGUGGCGCAAUAUGUUGCCAAUCAAACCAGGAACACUGGGGCAAACCAUUCUUUUUACAAUAUAAUUUUGGGACCAAAAGCUUUACGUCCCAUUCAAAGGACGAAUCAUUGUGGUGAAGUGUCUUGCUUAAAGGGAAACGUUGCCUUGGA